This is a messenger RNA of Achroia grisella, 1381 nucleotides long. RefSeq lists its product as uncharacterized. Bases 1 to 1017 code for a protein of 338 amino acids. Lineage: Eukaryota; Metazoa; Arthropoda; Insecta; Lepidoptera; Pyralidae. The transcript has 5 exons. The record is from RefSeq and is a predicted model, not a curated record.
AUGACGAAUUUAAUUUUUCUAAAUUUAGAAUCAGAGCGCCCCAAAUUUCGUGGGGACUAUCGUUACGAGACGGCGUUUAAUGCUUUCUAUAAAGUCCACCACGCUGCAGCACCGUGGCCAACUGCGAAGGUGCGCUGCGAGGGGGAAGGAGCAGAGUUGUUUGUUCCAGAACAUUUAGACGAAGCUGAUGCUAUGCCUAUACUCAUCACAUCGGUACUAAACAAAUACGCUGGCGUAUAUAUUGGAGUACAUGACUUGUAUUCUGAAAGAACUUUUGUUUCUAUUAACGGUAGUACAAUCAUGAACUCAAUAGUGGAUCUGUUAUGGGAGCGAAAUGAGCCAGUUCACAGUGUAGGGCGUUGUGUGGCGAUGAGACGCAGUGGUCGCCUAUUUGUUCACCCAUGCAAUGUACCGCUACCCUUCAUUUGUAGAGUAAAUGUGGCAAACAUUAUGUAUUACAAGGAAUGUGAUACCUAUAAUCCAAAAUGGAAUUGGGCCUUCAAUAAUACUUGUUAUAUGGCUCACUUGGAGCCUCAAACUUGGCAUGAUGCCUUCGCAACGUGCCUCUCAGCUGGCGGUCACUUGGCAAUCCUGCAGAACAGAAAUGAAGCCGAAUACGUCAAAGAUCUUUUCAAACAAAUUACAGGUCGAAGAGUACCAGACGAUGAGUUUACGUUUUUGGGCUUUAGCGAUCUAUUCCAAAGAUAUCAUUACAGGACUAUUCAUGGAGAACGUAUAGAAAACACUGGUUUCUCAGAAUGGGAUGAUUGUAAUAAUAAAUGUGGUAAAACGAACGCAAACCACGACCCUCGAUGCGGUGGAUUUAGACGGAGUGGAUUGCUGUCUGUGGCGGACUGUAAUGUGCCCGCUAUGUUUUUCUGUAAAAAAUCCGUUACCUCCAGCGAAUAUAUUACCGAAAAUCCGAGCUUAAGGGAGAGGACUGACCUAUUACGGAAUGUUACCAUGCCUGAGAAAAGAUCAAAGAUGCUGCAAUUUGAAUACUAUGAUACAUUUUAGGUAGUGGUCAUUUAUAAAUGACUUCACACAAAUUCGCGAUUUUUGACUUCUCCCUCACAUCCUUCUAUCGACAUACCUAUGUGAGAGUGGUAUGACGCUACAUUUUUUUAAACUCGAAUUUAUUUAUUUUAAAACAUACAAAUAUCUACCAUAUAGUUGAUUAAACAUUGGACGCCGCAUUAGGCGAACCUGUAUCGCGGAAGUCCACAAAAAAAUCGCCAGAUGAUUCAUGACUAUUACAGCGAUAUUAUCAGCGAUUAACCUGAUUAUAUAAUAUCGUAAUUCUUAACUUUAACUGGUGUGCCUACAUACUACUAUACUAUUAAUAUUACUUCUAAUAAUAAUAAACAUGAUUAGGUGCAAA